AUGGCAACGGCUUCCGUAUCAACACCAUUGAAGACCCAUCAUGGUCUCUUCUCCUCCAAGACAGCUGGUGGCCGCAUGCCCCUGACACCGUCGCCUAGGUCCAGAACGGUCAGUUUGGCGACGAACGUGUCGAACAAAUCCUCUCCCUUCACCCCACCAAAGCAAUCCUCAGAGAUCCCGCGCGUGGCUUCUCAGUCGAUUUAUGGUGGUAACCUUUCUUCACACUUCGCCAAAUCUGUAUCAAGAACAGUAUCAAGAGGGACGCACCGAGAUUCCCCCAAAUCCAACAUUGCCAAAGGCAGAAACUCUCCCCGUCACCUGGAAUUGGGGGUUUCUGAUUGGUCCUUGACCGGGACUGGUCCAGCCACUGGACAGACACCAUCAAAGAAGAGGGAAAUUCGGUCUUCAAGAACCACGAAGACAACCAUUCGACUUCCUCACAAUACUGCGGACCGCUUCAUUCCAAACCGGACUACCAGUGAAGGCCUUGCUACCGCGGGGGCCGCCAAGCCUGAUGAACACCAACGCCCCAAGUCUAGUGAAGGAUCCACAGUACUAGCUAAUGCCGCUAGUGCCUUUAAUAUCGGAAGCCGCAGCGGCGAUGACGAUAUCGCGAGCGCACUAGAGAAUCUUGGCCUCGAAGACAACGACAACACGACUUCUUACACUCGCCCAGCGCCAGAUGCUGUUGCAUACAAGUCAACCCUUGCGUCCGCCUGUGACAUUUCCUUGAACACUCGCAUUCUCUCGUUCAAGCCCCCUCCACCAGAAUCAUCUAAACCCAUUGAUCUCCGCUCCCAAUACAACCGGCCCCUCAAGCCGGCCAACGCUCAAUCCGCCCAGUUCCGACGACGAGUACAGACCGCCCCAGAGCGUGUUCUAGAUGCCCCCGGCCUUGUAGAUGACUAUUACCUUAAUCUUUUGGAUUGGAGUUCGGGUAACCAGGUUGCGAUUGGCCUCGAGCGCAAUGUCUACGUCUGGUCUGCGGAAAGUGGCUCUGUCGACUGCCUGCUCGAAACCUCACCCGACACUUAUGUAAGCAGCGUGAAAUGGAGUGGUGAUGGAGCCUACGUUGGCGUUGGCCUCGGUUCCGGUGAGGUCCAGAUUUGGGAUGUUGAAGAGGGAACCAAGUUGCGGAGCAUGUUCGGCCAUGAAACCCGUGUUGGAGUUAUGGGGUGGUCCAAGCAUAUUCUGUCCACUGGUGCAAGAAGUGGUCUCGUUUUCAACCACGACGUUCGCAUCGCCCAGCACAAGACCGCUGAGCUUGUCUCUCACACCUCUGAAGUCUGUGGUCUCGAAUGGCGCUCCGACGGUGCCCAACUGGCGACCGGUGGCAAUGAUAACCUCGUUUCCAUCUGGGACUCCCGAUCUCUCAGCGCUCCCAAGUUCACCAAGACCAACCACCGUGCUGCUGUCAAGGCUCUCAGCUGGUGCCCAUGGCAAUUGAACCUCCUCGCCAGUGGAGGAGGAUCCUACGAUCGCCACAUCCACUUCUGGAACACCACCACUGGCGCACGUACCAACAGCAUCGACACCGGCUCCCAAGUUACCAGCCUGCGGUGGAGCAACCACUACCGCGAGCUCGUCAGCUCCAGUGGAUUCCCAGAUAACUCCCUGAGCAUCUGGAGCUACCCAUCCCUUGUCCGCAAUGUUGAAAUUCCCGCACACGAAACCCGUGUGCUCCACAGCUGCCUCAGUCCUGACGGUCAGAUGCUGGCCACUGCUGCUGCCGACGAAAGUCUGAAAUUCUGGAAGAUUUUCGAGCGCAAGGCAGGCACCGUUGCUGCCGCAUCACGGGAGGGAGCUGUUGGAUCCAAAGGUAGCCAGAUGGCUAAGCAGAUGACCAUUCGGUAA
Messenger RNA from Paracoccidioides brasiliensis Pb18, 1854 nucleotides. RefSeq lists its product as uncharacterized. Gene Ontology annotation, biological process: anaphase-promoting complex-dependent catabolic process; positive regulation of ubiquitin protein ligase activity; positive regulation of anaphase-promoting complex-dependent catabolic process. The transcript has 2 exons. The coding region runs from base 1 to 1854 and encodes 617 amino acids. The record is from RefSeq and is a predicted model, not a curated record. Gene Ontology annotation, molecular function: protein binding; anaphase-promoting complex binding; ubiquitin ligase activator activity. Gene Ontology annotation, cellular component: anaphase-promoting complex.